Molecule: messenger RNA, 1697 nt
Organism: Bipolaris sorokiniana ND90Pr
Lineage: Eukaryota; Fungi; Ascomycota; Dothideomycetes; Pleosporales; Pleosporaceae
Exons: 2
Coding region: 1-1578 (525 amino acids)
Molecular function (GO): steroid hydroxylase activity; oxidoreductase activity, acting on paired donors, with incorporation or reduction of molecular oxygen; heme binding
Source: RefSeq, a predicted model, not a curated record
AUGGUCCUCGAAAUCCAGUGGCAAUUUCCAAAGGAUUUGCUUUGGUUGCUUUCUCUCAUCAUAGGACUGAUCGCUACAACGAUCCUUUUCACCUACUCCAUCUCCUACAUCUACAGCUUCCAAAGAUCUGGGCACGAAGGAUCUGAGCCACCUUUACUGCCCUAUUGGAUACCAUACUUUCAGCACCUGCCUGCAUUCCUUCUAGACCCAGCAAGUCUUUACGAACGUGGUAGAGAAUGCUUCUCAGGGAAACCCUUCACUCUCCUACUAGCCGGGACAAAGUUCUAUGUAUUUUACUCUCCCGAAUCUGUCAGCCAUGUCUUCAGUCGCUCUCGAUUGUUCACUUUCGAGCCUGUCAUGGCAAGCAUGAUGGAAAAUGCUGUUGAUCUUCCACCUCCAGACCGACCCAAAUUUAUUUCAUCGACAACGGAAGGAAAAGAUAGGAAAUUCCUGACCGAAAACCACAACAUUUGGACACGCAAUCUUUCGGGGAAACGCCUCCAUGACAUUAUGAAAAUAUACAUGUCGGUGCUCCCUACUGUUUUGGAGUCGAAUAUCGAUCUUUCGAGCGACAAGUGGCAGAAAAAGAGUUUGUACCCAUUUCUUAGGAAAAUCAUCUUCGAGACAAGUGUACAAACGUUCUUUGGCCCUCAUUUGAUACAAUUCUGGCCCACCAUGUGGGAUGACUGGAGAAGAUUCGAUGAUGCUACAUAUAUUGGUGUGCGAUCGAACUUGGUAUUCAAAUUACAGCCCAAGACCCACAGGGCACGUGAGAGGAUGUUCCAAGCAUUUGAACGUUGGCUAGAUGCUGUUGGAAACGAUGAGUGGGAAGAUACAGAUAACGUGUGGUGUGAGAAAUGGGGUCUCCGUAUGAAUUGGGAGAGGGAUGUACUGGGUAGGCAAUGUGGUUUUACGAAAAGAGGAAGGGCAUGCCUCCAGGCCAGCUUUCUUUUUGUGAUUGUGACCAACGCGGCUCCAAUGGCUACUUGGUUUGCAUACUGUGCUGCAUGCAACCCGUCUCGUCUAGCCGAGUACCGUGACGCCGCCACGCUUUUCAUGCUUUCUCCCUCAAUCGUCUCAGGCUCGGUUUCAACGCCUCAUUUUGAUCUCCCAGCUCUCGUCGAGAACCCAUUUGUUCGGUCCCUCUGGCUGGAAGCGUUGCGUUUAGGGACCAUAUCUGCAGCUGCACGAGUCGUAACCCGAGAAACCACCCUUGAAGGUUAUCUUCUCCGAGCAGGCUCCGUCAUCUUGAUGCCAGUUCAUUUGAUGCAUUCUGGUGUGGAAUUCCCGGAGGCAAAGAAGUUCCAACCAGAUCGAUGGCUAGGUGUAGAUGAAGAGACAUUAAAACGGCAGAAUAUGGUGAUGCGCCCCUUCGGAGGGGGCACAAGUUUGUGUUCUGGGAGAUUUGUGGCGGAGAUGGAGAUUGUUGGCGUUGUGAGUGUGCUGCUGGAGAUGCUCGAUGUGAAAUUUGAAGAAACUCUUUCUGAGAAUCACUGGGAAUUCAAUCCCAGAAGUAUCGGCGUCAUGGCGCCAAAGAAGAGCGUUCCAGUCUGGAUAAGGCGAAGAGAAAAGAUGUAGACAUUCCCACUCUUGAACCUUUUAACUUCAUUACUUUGUUCAUUACUAUAGUAGAUUGAUUAGAUUAUCAUGCUCUCUUUCUCACAAAAUUGAGAAUAGAAGGGAAUUUCUAAGUGGCU